AUGCCAAAUAUCAUAGGCAUGAUAUUUGGCCUCGAAAAAUGUGCAGUGGUAAAUGUGAGGCGUGGCAGACUGGCUGAGGGGGAGAAUGUUGAACUGUCGGACGGUCGGACAGUGCCAAUACUGGGACAGGAAGAAAGAUACAAGUACUUGGGUAUUCAGCAAACAUUCGAGAUCAGACAGCAGGAAAAUAAGAUGGAAACAGAGAGGGAGCUCAUAAGGAGAGUCCGCCGCAUCAUGAACACCCAAUUGUCGGCAAAAAACAAAAUGGAGGCCAUCAACAUCUGGGCUGUGCCAGUGUUCGCGUAUACUGCUGGAAUUCUCAUCUGGUCGAAAUCAGAUCUUGAGAAACUAGACAGAAAGAUCAGAUCAAUCCUCACGCAAUAUGGUACGCUUCACCCGAAUUCCGCUAUUGAAAGGCUCUAUCUGCCACGUAAAGAAGGAGGUCGAGGACUAAGUAAUUUGCAGGACAUAUACCUGAAAGAAGAGAAGAAGAUUAAGAACUACUUCCAGACAGGAAUCACACCAAUCCAAAAAUGGGUGGCUUCACAACGCUACCCCUCCUCGGGAGAAACCAGCACGCAUGAACCUGAAAUCGAAGACUUCAAGGAGAUAUUGAAGCAAAACUGGCAGACAAAACCUCUGCACGGAAGAUUCUUCGCAAGCCUGAACCAGUCUGAUGUAGAUAAGCUGAGCUCGAGUACUUACCUGACGCAAGGUUACCUUUUUCCCCAAACAGAAGGAACAUUCCUGGCGAUUCAGGAUCAAGUCGUGCCAACACGAGUCUACACUAAGCAUAUUAUGAAACAACAGGUACAAACAACAAAAUGUAGACUCUGCGAUAAAGCCGAGGAAACUGUGCAGCACUUGUCAUCUGGAUGCUCCACAAUAGCCGGCACCAAAUACCUUGGACGCCAUGACAAUAUGGGGAAGGUCGUGCAUCAGUCGCUGUGCCUGAGGGAGCAACUACUCCCACAUUUCAUCCCACACCACAUAUACGCACCGCAGACUAUCCUGGAAAACGAAACCACCAAAGUCUACUGGGAUUUAAGCAUUAUCACCGAUCGAGGAGUAGAGCACAACAGACCGGAUAUGGUGGUGUGGUCAAAGAAGGAUAAGAAGGCAUAUAUCAUAGAUUUUGCUGUGCCUCUAGAUCAAAACCUUUCCAAGGCAUACGGAGAAAAAAUCGCAAAAUACGAGCCAUUAGCGAAAGAGAUAAAGAAUAUGUGGCGCCUGGAAAAGGUGGAAAUUAAACCAUUGAUCAUAAGCUGCAAUGGGUUGGUGCACAGAAAAACAACAGAACAUGUCAAGGAAAUACAAUUACCAGCCAACACAAUUCUUUGGAUGCAAAAAGCGGUGAUCCUGGGGACGGUUGGGAUCAUCAGACAAGCAAUAUAUCCCCAUUGA
Coccinella septempunctata (seven-spotted ladybird) is the source of this 1404-nucleotide messenger RNA. RefSeq lists its product as uncharacterized. The transcript has a single exon. The record is from RefSeq and is a predicted model, not a curated record. NCBI's taxonomy places the organism in Eukaryota, Metazoa, Arthropoda, Insecta, Coleoptera, Coccinellidae. Bases 1 to 1404 code for a protein of 467 amino acids.